Molecule: messenger RNA, 807 nt
Organism: Durusdinium trenchii
Lineage: Eukaryota; Dinophyceae; Suessiales; Symbiodiniaceae
Source: the annotation of a GenBank genome assembly
AUGUUCAGCAGCCCCACCAGCACCAUGAUGGAAGAACUCCAAAAGUGGCAGUCUGGUUUCAGCCCGGAGAAUUCCCCCAUCGCCAUUCGAGGCUGGCAAUUGGCCCGUGUACGCCCGACCUGCCACGUGGUGCAAGAACGGAGAGAGCGAAAAGACCCGGUGAAACAUGUCAAUGUCUGCGUAGCACCUGCAGCUCAGGUUCUGGAGUACGUGGGGCACGGCUUUGUGAUCUUUUACCUCUUGUACAUCACCUUCGUGGUCUUCGCAGUGAUCCGUGUCAUCAGCGCCAUCUUCUUACGCGAAACCUUAGAGGCAGCCAACAACGAUGCAGAGAUGUUGGUGCAGGACCGGCUGCACAAGAAGUCGACCUAUGUUCGAAAGCUGGAAGGCAUUUUUGCCGCCUGCGACGAGAGUGGUGAUGGGGUCCUUACGGAGAACGAGUUGACUGAGUUGAUGAGAGACCCACGCGUCCAAGUCUAUCUCGAGAGCCUGGAGAUUGAUGUGCGAGAGAGCACUGCCCUGUUCCGUUUGCUGCAGAACAGCGAGGGAGUCAUUUGCUGCGACGACUUCAUCGAUGGGAUCCUGCGCUGUAAGGGCCCGGCGAGGGCCAUCGAUCAGAUCUUGCUGGCGAAUGAUGUCAAGCAGGUCUCGGAGCAAGUGAAGAAGCUCACCGGGCUCUUGAAUGACGCAGGUGUCAUUACUGGCGGGGCCUUCACCAAAAAACACGUGAAGCGGAACCUGUCCGAUGAGUUGGCGUUGCUUCCUUCGAUGCAUGCGACUCUGUCUGGGCGCUACAUUCUGACUUGA